UGGAAGGUGGGUGGCCCAGGCUCUGUUGUCGACACCUAGACUUCAGCUGGGACCUGGAUCCUCUGGGCCACCUGCCAGGGAGAUAGGACCAUGUGGCUGCCCUCAGUUCUUCUCCUUCUCUGCCUCCCAGGCUCUCUGUCGCUGACAGGCCCCGGUUCUGUGGCGGGCACCGCGGGGAGCUCUCUGCGUAUUCGGUGUCAGUACGAGAAGGCGUACAAGGGGCAUAACAAAUACUGGUGCCGAGGAAAGUAUGACAUAGCGUGUCGCAAGAUUGUAGAGACCAAAGGAGAGGAGAAAGAAAAGAGGAACGGCCGCGUGUCCAUCAGAGACCACACUGAUAACCUGACCUUCACAGUGACCUUGGAGAACCUCAACAUAAACGACACUGGAUCCUACUGGUGUCGAAUUCAGACUGUCUGGAUCCUGGACGUGCUGUCCUUGGACCCCUCGGUCCAGGUUGAGGUGUCUGUUUCCCCAGCGCCAGGGAGCAUCGCCUGUCCGGCUGUACCGGCUACCUUCCCGACAGUGAGUGAUGGACAGAACCUCAGCAUCAAGGAGAUGUCAAGCCACUGCCCAGGGUCCUGGCUCAGCAAUGUCCACUUCCUGCUCCUGGUCUUCCUGAAGCUGCCCCUGUUCCUGGGCAUGGUCGGGGCUGUCCUCUGGGUGAACAGACCUCAGAGGCGCCCUGGAGGAAGAGAGAGACAGCUUGACCAGCGAGGUCCACUGUGCAGCAUGCUGUCCCCAGGAACGCCCUUUCCAGGAAUACAGCUCUUCAGACUGGACAAGAGAGACCUUCAGAUUCUGGGCUCCAGGGCAGGGGGGCAGCAGUUGCUAGAUUCUGGAAGGACUCAGGUCUUCUGGGGGCACUGGUCCAGGGAGGGUCCCGGAUCUUAGAAGACACUCGUUCUGAGUCCUCAGGUGAGGGAGGGCUCCGUCACCCCUGCCCUUGCUUGGGGGUUCUCUUUUCUCCUCCCCAGAUCCCCUGAUUCUUGGGCCUCACACCCACGUCCCAAGGGCAAGAAUUCUCUGGAAGUUGCAUGCUCAGAGGCCUGACAUUUUACUCUUCUCCUUGGCACAAAAGCUUCUUGGUUCAGCAUUGCCAGGAAAAUGACCACCUCCCGCCUGCAGACAGGAGGCUGCCUGAGGACACACCCCUCCCAGCUUCAGUCCUGGGCUCACAGGACUCCAUCUGCUCCUCUGGGACAAUCCCAAGGGAGUUUAGUCCUGACAGAGUUUGCUCAUGCAGCUGCCUGCUGUCUUGUGACCUCAGGGUUUCUUCCUCUUUUCCAAUGCCUCUUUGGUUUCAAGCCUUCUUGUGCCCUUGUGACCGGUGUCUGACUUGGCUGAGUGCAUCUCUGUCUGGCUCAGCCAUGACUGAGCAGCUUCAAGUUACAAUUCUGUGGCUGUUUGGAGCAGUGAUGGUAGAAGGAGGCAGUGGAUACCUCUAAUAUCACUCCGGUAAUUCCCUAACUUGGAGGGUCUCCCAUGCACAGAGUCGAUGGAGAGUCCAGGUUUAUCCAGUUUAGGAGAAGUUUGGUUGAGACCGUCUAUCAACAAUUAACCGUCUUUGCAGAAGAGGCAGACAUAGCUCCAAGCAUAGGGCACAGGACACAGAGGGAAGGAGAUGCUUCCCCACGUUGGGAUCGUGCAAUGCCACCAUAACCAUAGGUGCCCUUAGCCCAGGAGAGUGCUCGGUUGGUUCUUGGAUGUAUAUCCAUCACUCCCUCCCUGAAGUUUGCAGGCAAGAGUUGCACAGUCUGUCAACCUUUCCACUCACCUUUCUGCACCCGUAGUGACCCUUUUCCUCUGAGAGCUCCUCUGAGCACUGAGUUGUCCGGCAGGGCUGCUGCUCUCUGAACCUAAGCUCUAAUGUGUCUCCCAUAAGGGUGAGGACAUUCAUGGCAUCUUAAGGAGAGCUGGGGCUGGACCCAGACUCGGCUGAAGGAAAACCUCAUUCUAAAGAGGCACAUACUAAUCGUGACCAUAAAAUAUACAUAGGGUGGUAUAGAAAGCAUAAUAAUGGACGAGAGGAGAGCUUGCGAUGCACUUUCUAAGGAAGAUAAACUCACAAGUCAGUAGAGUGCAGGCAGGGCUGGCCAGGGCCACUGGGCAGUCACAGGUGAGAUGCUUCAUGAUGUCAGAGGGGAAAAUAUUGUGUCACACUGGCUGGAUGGGUGGGAGGAGGUGAUAUUUGAGACUGA
Molecule: messenger RNA, 2201 nt
Organism: Odocoileus virginianus texanus
Lineage: Eukaryota; Metazoa; Chordata; Mammalia; Artiodactyla; Cervidae
Gene: CD300E
Product: CD300e molecule
Cellular component (GO): plasma membrane
Molecular function (GO): transmembrane signaling receptor activity
Source: RefSeq, a predicted model, not a curated record